UAAAAUACUUUUCAAAAUAGCAAAAUCUUGAAAUUAAUGGUACGAUAUAAUGAGUUUAAAUCACUCGUCAGCUACACUUUGUCCAACGAGCUCUUUACAGUUGCUUCACAACCCAACCAGUCUAAUCUCUCGGCUUCACAACCCAAACUUUGUCCGACGAGCUCUUAACAGUUGCUUCAAGUCUCAGAAGUCUAUUGGGAGAGUAUUGAAGAAAUAUUGACACGAAGUGGUGGUCUGGGAUACAGAAGUCUAUUGGGAGAGUAUUGAAGAAAUAUUGACACGAAGUGGAGGUCUGGUCGGAGUUGCAUGACUUUUCUUGAAAGAAAUCAGAUUCAUAAUCAAUAGGUUUUUUCAGUUAUUUAGCUGAACUUGCAAAUGUACACCCUAAGAGGUAGUUACAGAAUGGUGACUGGUGCAUAUUCUAAAGGUCCACUUAUUAAUAUUCAUUUUAGGAGAAAAUUUUCUUUAUGGUCAAUGAAGAAAGACCCAGAUCUUGAAUUAGCUUUGUCUCGAAAUCGUAGAUGGAUUGUGAAUAAUCAGAUCAAGAACAUAAUAAUCAGAUACCCUGAUGAUGCCGUGCCAAUAGAUUUCCUUCAGAAAAAAUUUAAGUCCUUAGAUCUUCAAGGCAAAGCUCUUAACUGGCUCAAAAAGUACCCCUGUUGCUUUGAAGUGAAUUGUGAGAAUGACAAGUAUUUCUGUCGAUUAACAAAACGAAUGAUGUUUUUAGUAGAGGAGGAAGAAUCUGUUAAGGAUAUGCAGGAACCGGUUUUUGUCAAGCGGUUAGCAAAGCUGUUGAUGAUGAGCACAAAUCAGAGGCUUAAUGUCUCAAAACUUAAUGAAUUGAAGAGAAACUUUGGAUUUCCGGAUGAUUAUUUGCUUAGGAUUGCAACCAAGUAUCCUGAUAUGUUUCGAGUUGUCAAUUAUUCUGGGAGGCGAAGUUCAACGGAGAUUGAGCUCACAUCCUGGGACCCUGAUUUAGCAGUUUCUGCAAUUGAAGAAUUAGCUAAAAAAGAGGGUCGUGAACCAUGCUUUUCUUGUUCAUUGCCAUCUACUUGGGUAAAAUCAUGGGAAAAGUUUCGAGAGUUUAAUUUCACUCCGUAUAUUUCGCCUUAUUGGGAACCAGGGGGCUUGGUGGAGGAAUCAAUGGAAAUGGAUAAAAGAACUGUUGGUUUAUUGCACGAGUUACUAUCACUGACAUUAUGGAAGAAAGCCUCAAUCCUAAAAUUAGGUCACUUUAGAAGAGAAUUUUUGUUACCACAAAACUUGAAUGUUCUGCUGCUUAAGCAUCCUGGCAUAUUCUAUGUUUCAAAUAAAUAUCAAAUUUAUACGGUUCUUCUCAGGGAAGGAUACAAUGGUUCAGAACUGAUUGACAAGGACCCACUAGUUAUUGUGAAGGACAAGUUUGGGGAAUUGAUGCAGGAGGGGCUUCACGAAUAUAAUAGGAGGCACUAUUUAUUAAAUUUGGAAAAGAAAAGGAAGAAAGAUUUGGCACCAGUUAGGCCAGCGGGAAGAAAGAGAGCAAGUGACGAAUUUUCUGAACAAGACGAUCAAGGAAGUAAUCUAGGUGGAAUAUUAGACCCAGAAGAAAGAAAAAGAUUUUAUAAAGCUCUCUUCGAUGACAAUACUCCAUAAACCUCAAUUAUUGUUCGAGAAUUAUCAUCAGUGCUGUCUAUUUUCUUUAUUCCUGAACUUCCCAUGUCCUGGAUUCAGUAUUUGUUCAGGUAGUAUGUCUAUCCAACCUUCAAAAUUUAGUGUUUCCUCUAACUUGUUGGUUACAAAAAUACUUCUUGAUGACAUUUCAUUAUGUUUGUCAACUACUUGUGUAUAGUUUAUUGUUUUUCAUUCUGGACUUGUUUGAUAUGCAUUACUGAACAAGACUCAACAAAAAAUGGACAAAAUUUUAAUUUUUCGUCUUAACAGUAUUGAGUAGAGUGCAUUUAAUCUUACCAAACGUGCGGUUGUUGUUGUUGGAUUCUUUGAGUUGGUUUUAUCUGACAAUAAGAUGGAUUCUAACCAAGGUUGCUAUGACUGAGAAAAAGGUUUUUGCUACUCUAGUCUUGGUCGCCUAUAUUAACCGUUCUUGAUUGACCAUGCAACAAGUCAAUGUGAGUUAUUUUAUGGCCCUAAUUUGCUGCAUAUUUUGCAAUAUCGAGUUUUGAGAAUCUAUUGAUUAUAUUUAACAAUUAUUUGGGGUUGAUGUACAAGACUGGUUAGGCUACUGCCUCAUGGGCUAAUAUGAAUAUACAGUUAUACGCAUGUAGGCUGUUACUUAUUGAUGCUACGCUUAUAAAGUGGCAGUUUGGUCCUAUAAUCUCAAACACUGGCGGUCUGUAAUAUUGCCGUUUUCUUUUCAUUGGUUUUAAAAGUUUGACCGUUUUCUUUUCAUUGGUUUUAAAAGGUAAAUGGCCUUCUUGAGGGGUCUUGCAUAAAUCCAUGUAGAAUUGCUUGAAUUUCUUCACUUAAUAUAGAGGGGGUUUCUAUUCAUGAUUCGUUUAUGUUGUAUUUCUGUAUAAAAGGGCUAAAUGUCUAAAUCUGUGAAUUAAUCUGAAUGCUUGUUGGAUUUCUGUUGCAUUUGUAGCUGGUACUUUUUCUGUUUUUUGUUCUGUCGCAACUUGAAACUAUUUAUGUUAGAAUUUUAUAUUUGCAAGGAAAUAAUUAAGGUGGACAUCCGGAUCAGUCACCUGAAGGCUUAAUAUCACAUGGGCAAGUUGGGAUAUUGGAUCUCAAAAUUUGAUUUAUGGAGUGAUGCCAGCCUCUAUAUAGAUGAAAAUGAACAUUCGAGAUAUAGUCCUUGUAACGAUUCUGCUAAUGCUACAACAGAAGUUGGCUCUCUCAGGUGACGAACUCUUCUUUUUGGAGCUCACCUUGACAAUUCGGUGGAUCCUUCGAGAUAUCAUGUAAGUUUAGAUCAAGUCAAUAGGUGCUCAGAUAUGCCUUAUUACCUGUUUUUGUGGUCACAAUUGGUCAACCACCAACCUUCUUGAAGCCCAAAGUAUGCCUGCAGAAAAGGGGGAAAUAACUACCCCAUUGUACAACUGAAGCUCAAGUCAGUAUAUGACUGGAGGAAAAUGUAACUAAAUGACAAAAUGCAAAAGCUUCAACGGGUCUUCUAUCUUUCAGAAAAAGGCAUAUCUUGUCUAGGCAAAGUUUUGGAAAUGAUACCUUUAUUUCCGUCUUCCAGAUACUUUGUCGUCUACUUUAAUUUCACGUUUCUGUAAAUGUAUAUACGAUUGUUUCUGGAUUUUGUGUACCUAGAAAGCAUGUAGGAUAUUUUAUUUGUAGUUGGCCGAGGUCCAUGUAAUCGAAUACGAGUUGAACAGAUCUGAUAGUCCUUAUUAUUACCAUCUUAUUUCUUAACUGAUAUAA
Molecule: messenger RNA, 3366 nt
Organism: Olea europaea var. sylvestris
Lineage: Eukaryota; Viridiplantae; Streptophyta; Magnoliopsida; Lamiales; Oleaceae
Product: protein WHAT'S THIS FACTOR 1 homolog
Exons: 3
Coding region: 376-1632 (418 amino acids)
Molecular function (GO): RNA binding
Source: RefSeq, a predicted model, not a curated record